CUCGCCUUACAGUUCCUGUGACGUUCCCGGAGUUUGUUUACGUCCCUCUCAGACCUAGCGCCUGGCUUCUCCAUCUCGGACUCCAAGAUGGGGAAGUCGUUCGCCAAUUUCAUGUGCAAAAAGGACUUUCAUCCUGCGUCCAAAUCCAACAUCAAGAAGGUAUGGAUGGCAGAACAGAAAAUAUCAUAUGAUAAAAAGAAACAAGAAGAAUUAAUGCAACAGUACCUUAAAGAACAAGAAUCAUAUGAUAACAGAUUGCUUAUGGGAGAUGAGCGUGUAAAGAAUGGCCUGAAUUUCAUGUAUGAGGCCCCACCAGGAGUUAAAAAAGAAAAUAAAGAGAAAGAAGAAACGGAAGGAGAGACAGAAUACAAGUUUGAAUGGCAGAAAGGUGCUCCAAGAGAAAAAUAUGCCAAAGAUGACAUGAACAUCCGAGAUCAGCCCUUUGGUAUUCAGGUUCGAAAUGUCAGAUGUAUUAAAUGUCACAAGUGGGGUCACGUGAACACAGAUCGAGAAUGUCCCUUGUUUGGUCUUUCUGGAAUCAAUGCAAGUUCUGUUCCUACUGAUGGCUCAGGGCCGUCGAUGCACCCCUCGGAGCUAAUAGCGGAGAUGAGAAACAGUGGGUUUGCACUGAAACGAAAUGUACUGGGAAGAAACUUGACCGCAAAUGAUCCAUCACAGGACUAUGUCGCGAGUGACGGUGAAGAAGACCCUGAAGUUGAGUUCUUGAAGUCGCUGACAACCAAACAGAAGCAGAAACUACUCAGGAAAUUGGAUAGACUUGAAAAGAAAAACAAGAAAAGGAAAAGUGAUAAGAAAAAGAAGAAGUUACAGAAGAACAGAAGUAAACACAAAAAACAUAAAAACAAAUCCCCUUCCUCCUCCUCCUCCUCCUCCUCCUCCUCCUCCUCCUCCUCCUCCUCCUCCUCCGACACUUCAGAAAGCAGCAGGGAGAGUGACAGCAAGGAAAAGAGAGAGAAGGAGAAGAGGAAGAAAAAGAAGAAAACCACAAGUUCAGGAAGUAAAGCUAAUGACUCUAAAGAGGAUAAGUCUAAGAACAAACUUCAUGAAGAACUUUCUAGCAGUCACAGUGACAGAGGAGAAGCCAAGGAAAAAUUAAGGCUUCUAAAACGAGAGAGUUUUGGGGAGAAUAGCAAAGACGUCCAUUCCGGUUCUGACCGAAAGUCCAGAAGCCAUCGUCAUAGUCCAGAGAAGAAAGGGUCUGAGAGAAACGGGGGAGUCCGAAGUCACCGCAGGGCUGAGAGCAGCAGGAGAAGCCGGAGCAGGAGUCCUGGUGGUCAUAGGCAAAGGGAGAGGAGGAACUGGCCACAGUGGAGUCCUAAUGAAGAGCAGAACAGAAGAAAAGACACCAGAAACCAUGGUGACGGUGAAUACAGAAGAGAGAGUGCACGGUGAGCACCCAGGAGGUGGAGGGGCAGCUGCCUGGAAAAAGGACUCCAUUUUCUUACUGAAGGUCUUCAGCAAGGCCUCACUUGCACAUUAUUAUCUAAUAAAAAAGAGUCUCUUAAUUUUCCAUCUCCAUAAACUGUCAUUUCAAGUGUGACAGCACCUGAGUACCACAAGGCUGAGUUUGCAGGCAUUUGUAGGGACUCUGUUUAGAGGAUAGAGAGUUGUCUCCAUUGGUAGCUGUUUCUUAUACCUUGUACCAGAUUUAAAAUAUGUAAGUCAUUGUGAUUUUGUUGUUUUGAAAUACCAUUAAAACAGUGACAACCUUGAAUGAUUAUCAAUUCAAAUUUGUUAUUUUAAGACUUGAGUUUCCUUGAAGCAAAAUGUAAUUGAUGAAAUUCAGUAGGGUGAAUAAAACACUGGGUAUUGACCAGUAUUUCCUUAA
Molecule: messenger RNA, 1849 nt
Organism: Onychomys torridus (southern grasshopper mouse)
Lineage: Eukaryota; Metazoa; Chordata; Mammalia; Rodentia; Cricetidae
Gene: Cirsr
Product: corepressor interacting with RBPJ, CIR1
Biological process (GO): negative regulation of DNA-templated transcription
Cellular component (GO): nucleus
Molecular function (GO): transcription corepressor activity
Source: RefSeq, a predicted model, not a curated record